Striga hermonthica is the source of this 540-nucleotide messenger RNA. NCBI's taxonomy places the organism in Eukaryota, Viridiplantae, Streptophyta, Magnoliopsida, Lamiales, Orobanchaceae. The record is from the annotation of a GenBank genome assembly.
AUGAACAUGAAAACAGCAAAGAAAAUAAGGGGCUUCAUGUGCCAUUCCCCUGCUUCCACUGCCGUCUGCAUGUCCCAAGACGGACGGUCCGUGAUCGUGCCUCGGAGGCCAGAUCGCAUGCCGACCUUCGAUCACUUUCGACUGUUAAGCAGCACAAAGUACGUCCGAUUGGGUGAGCAACGUGCGGUGCCUGCACCGAGUAUCAAGGGAUCGUCAUUUCACGUUUCGAGUCUGGAGAAAAAGAAUCCCCUCACAGUUUCUGAUUGUGUUUUUCAGGUUGUUGUAAUGAGAGUCUCCAUUCACUGCCAAGGUUGUGCUGGUAAAGUGAAGAAACACCUAUCCAAAAUGGAAGGGGUGACGUCAUUCAGCAUUGAUCUGGAGAGCAAGAGGGUGACCGUGAUGGGACACGUGUCGCCAUCUGGGGUGCUGGAGAGCAUAUCAAAGGUGAAGAAGGCAGAACUUUGGAUCAACGGUGAAAAGGCAGAGCUUUCGGGUCACGGGCGGGUCGAUUUAGUUAAUUCACUGGCCUGCCCAAAUUAA